AUGACAACCUGUGACUUCGUACCCCUUGCUGGAAACCGUGAAACACAAUUUGUUAACAAUUUUAACGUCCUUCUGAGCGCGCUUGCGCUAUACGAACACUCGAUCACGUUUGGCGAGGAAGUUAGGGUCAUCUGGCAAAGGAAACAGACCCUGACUACUGUGCUGUUUCUCUGCAACCGCUACAAUGUCCUGUUCAGUGCGACUAUAUUGCUAUCGAUGUGCAUGCGCGUGACUGGGAACUCUCUGACGUUCUAUGUUUUAAAGAACCUUCUCGAGGUCUCCACAGUCAUUGCAUACUGCUUGACAGCAGACUCUGCCAUAGCAUUCACCGCGCUCCGAGUAUAUGCGCUUUGGGACAGGAGUAUGAAACUAUUCUAUCUCAUAUUGGUGCUUUCUCUUGCGCCCACGAUAGCUUCCUUGAUAUGUUUUGUGGUCGCUCGUUCAGAGCCAAGAGUAGCGCUCCAGUUGGAUGGAUCGUUUAAGUGCACGCUAGGGCUUGCGAUGGUCCCCGAACUUCACCUGCAUUGUCUGGGCUGGGCAGUUUCCGAGUCUAGUGGCCGAUGCUUUGGUAUUGGUCCUUACAUGGAAGAAGACCUUUGGCCAGUUCCAAAAUGCAAGAAAGUUACAUAUAAAGACAUUGAGCUCUCUACUCCUGCGAGAUGGGACACUGUACUUUUUCGUGCUUGCGGUCUUGAACAUCGGUCAGCUGAUCGUCGCGCGGGCACUGUGCCUCUCGGAUCUCAUAUACAUCCUGUCGUCCCUGCUUGUAUCUCGUUUCCUCUUGAAUCUGCGUCAGAUGGACGAGCACCCGGCGACAGUGCGGACUGCAGGACAACUGUCGAGCGUACGAUUCCUCGAUAG
Messenger RNA from Phanerochaete carnosa HHB-10118-sp, 861 nucleotides. RefSeq lists its product as uncharacterized. The record is from RefSeq and is a predicted model, not a curated record. NCBI's taxonomy places the organism in Eukaryota, Fungi, Basidiomycota, Agaricomycetes, Polyporales, Phanerochaetaceae. The transcript has 10 exons. Bases 1 to 861 code for a protein of 286 amino acids.